Messenger RNA from Andrographis paniculata, 2097 nucleotides. RefSeq names its product laccase-12-like. Gene Ontology annotation, biological process: lignin catabolic process. The transcript is spliced from 6 exons. Bases 42 to 1859 code for a protein of 605 amino acids. Gene Ontology annotation, cellular component: apoplast. Lineage: Eukaryota; Viridiplantae; Streptophyta; Magnoliopsida; Lamiales; Acanthaceae. Gene Ontology annotation, molecular function: copper ion binding; hydroquinone:oxygen oxidoreductase activity. The record is from RefSeq and is a predicted model, not a curated record.
CUGCCUACCUCUAAACAACCUCUUUCUCACUCUAUAUCUAUAUGUGUGUAUAUAUAUAUAUAUGCAUGCAACCUCAAGUGUUCUUGUAUCGCUACUACCUCAUACUCAUAACCAAAGCAAAUCAAGAAAGCAAAUUCCACUCAAUAGAAAUGGAGGGCUCUAAAAAGUUGUUCUUGGCUACAUUGUUAUUCUUGGUUUUGUUUGUAUGCACAAUGCAAAUGGCUCAUGCAAUGGUUCAUCAUCACCAUUUUGUUGUGCAAGCGACGCCGGUGAAGAGGCUGUGCAAAACCCACAAUGCGAUCACGGUGAACGGGAUGUACCCGGGCCCCACAUUAGAGGUCGAGAACGGCGAUACGCUCGUGAUCAAUGUCGUCAAUAGGGCUCGUUACAAUGUCACCAUUCAUUGGCACGGCGUGCGGCAAAUGCGGACCGGAUGGGCCGACGGGCCGGAAUUCGUGACACAAUGCCCCAUUAGACCCGGCGGAAGUUAUACGUAUAGGUUCACGAUUCAAGGCCAAGAAGGCACACUUUGGUGGCACGCGCAUAGCUCGUGGCUAAGGGCCACAGUCUAUGGGGCUUUGGUCAUUCGGCCUAGAGCCGGCGAGUCGUACCCCUUCCCUAAGCCCAAGCAUGAAUUUCCCAUUCUUCUCGGUGAAUGGUGGGAUGCAAAUCCCAUCGAUGUCGUAAGGCAAGCGACACGGACGGGCGCCGCGCCAAAUGUGUCCGACGCUUACACCAUCAACGGUCAGCCCGGCGAUCUUUAUAAUUGCUCUAGCCAAGGCACGCUAACUUUUCCGGUAACCUCCGGCGCCACAACUCUCCUCCGGGUCAUCAACGCUGCCCUCAAUCAACAACUCUUCUUCAAAAUCGCCAACCACAAGUUCACCGUCGUCGGCGCCGACGCCUCCUACGUAAAACCUUUCUCGACUUCCGUUCUCAUGCUCGGCCCCGGCCAAACCACCGACAUCCUCGUCGCCGCCGACCAAAACCCCGCCCGUUAUUACAUCGCGGCGCGCGCGUACGCGAGCGCCCAAAAUGCGCCGUUCGACAACACGACCACCACCGCAAUCCUCGCCUACGACAAUUCCCCGAAAAAUUCCCAAUCGAAACCCGUCAUGCCGACAAUGCCCGCCUUCAACGACACCGCCACCGCCACCGCCUUCACCGCCAGCUUCCGGAGCCCGCGGCGGGCCCCGGUCCCGACCAAAAUCGACCACAGCUUAUUCUUCACUGUCGGGCUCGGGCUCAUCAACUGCCCGCCCAAAGCCCGGGCCCGGAACUGCCAGGGCCCGAACGGGACCCGUUUCGCCGCCAGCAUGAACAACGUGUCCUUCGUCCUCCCGUCGAAUUUUUCGCUCCUUCAGGCCCACCGGCAGGGCAUUCCCGGCGUGUUUACCAGCGACUUUCCGGCGAACCCUCCGGUCAGAUUCGAUUACACCGGAAAUGUCAGCCGGGCACUGUGGCAGCCCCGCCGCGGCACGAAGGUUUUCCGGCUGAAGUACGGCGAGACGGUGGAGGUGGUGUUGCAGGGCACCUCCAUUUUCACCGCCGAGAACCACCCGAUCCACCUCCACGGCUACGAUUUUUACAUUGUCGCCGAAGGAUUCGGAAACUUCAACGCCGCCAGGGAUGCCGGAAAAUUCAACCUCGUCGAUCCGCCGCUUAGGAACACAGCCAGCGUCCCCGUCGGCGGCUGGGCCGUCAUCCGAUUCGUCGCCGACAAUCCAGGCGUGUGGCUGAUGCACUGUCAUCUGGACGUGCACAUCACGUGGGGAUUGGCAAUGGCGUUCGUAGUUGAAGAUGGCGUCGGUGAAUUGCAGAAAUUGGAGCCUCCUCCUCGUGAUCUUCCCGUCUGCUAAACCAAUUAUAUAUAUAUAUAUAUAUAUAUAGAAAUUGAUUGAUUGGAUCGAUCUCUGCUGAAGAGAGUAUUCUUCCUGGACUGCCAUGGAAGCUCUCUGUAUUCGUUCCCCCAAUUUGGGGGCUUUUCUUAUUCUUUGCAUUUUUAUUUUUAUUUUUUGCAGUGUUUAUUUGUCAGGAAAUUGAAAGAACUAUCAAGUUAUUGUAUUUUUUUUUUAGUGAAAAAGAUUGAACUUUUUU